This is a messenger RNA of Etheostoma cragini (Arkansas darter), 2570 nucleotides long. It is a transcript of the gene zbtb24, whose product is annotated as zinc finger and BTB domain containing 24. Gene Ontology annotation, biological process: regulation of transcription by RNA polymerase II. Gene Ontology annotation, cellular component: nucleus. The transcript has 8 exons. The record is from RefSeq and is a predicted model, not a curated record. Gene Ontology annotation, molecular function: DNA-binding transcription factor activity, RNA polymerase II-specific; protein binding; RNA polymerase II cis-regulatory region sequence-specific DNA binding. NCBI's taxonomy places the organism in Eukaryota, Metazoa, Chordata, Actinopteri, Perciformes, Percidae. The coding region runs from base 218 to 2317 and encodes 699 amino acids.
GAAAUAUUAACGGUCUAUGGUUUUACAUGAAUCUCCAAAAACGUAAAAGGUGAUUAAAAACGGAAUACCCUGCAGUCAGUUUACAGAGAACGAGCACAGUUUGUCCACAGCCUGCGUAAAUCCCGUCAGAAUCACACCUCUCGCGAUAGGCAACUUGCAUUCAAGCCGUCCGUCCAACGACAGUAGAAGGAACAGAAAGGAUUGAUUUGAGGGGAAGAUGUCUCAGAAAGCAACAGCUGGGACCUCAUCACUCAUGGCCCUCCAUUCAGAUUCACAUAAGCAGAGCAUCCUGAGCAAAUUCGACAAGCUCAGGAAAAGAGACCUACUGUGCGACAUCACUCUUGUUGUGGAAAACGUGCACUUUAAGGCGCACAAAGCCCUGCUGGCAGCAAGCAGCGAGUACUUCUCCCUCAUGUUCAUGGCAGAAGAUCAGAUCAGUCAGUCGACCUACCGGCUGGAUGGCAUGGCAGCUGCGAUGUUUGCCUCAGUGCUGGAGUUCAUUUACAGCGCCCAGGUGUCUGUAGAGGAGAGCGCCACUGAGCAGCUUCUGGCCAUGGCUCACAUUAUGGAGGUAAACGAUCUUGUCAAGGUGCUCAAUGAAAUCACACACUCUGCUGCAGUGGUUAGAGGCAAGGGGGUAAAGGCUGACGUAACCAUAGUGCCAGAUCAGCCGAAACGCAAAAGAGGACGGCCAAAGAAAAAAGAACUUGUUACAGAGUUGGAGGGGACAAAUGCACCAUGUGAUAGUUUAGAGGAGGGACUGGCUGGAGAUACGAACUGUGAUUCUACAGUAACUGAGUCUAAAGACGAUGCAGAUUACAAGCCAGAAGACCACCAGAGCCGGCAGAGCAAACGCAAAAUCAGGCCACCUGUGAAAUACAAGAGCUACAAGGUGGUCAGUGACACAGCAGUAAGCAAAGAGCCUGGGAAGAAAGGCAGGAAAAGGAAAUACCCCAACACUGAGGCCCGCUGCGAAGACUGUGGCAAAGUUUUCAAAAAUCACCUCUUUUUAAAGAUUCACCAAAGGACUCAUACAGGAGAGAAGCCUUUUCAGUGCCUGGUUUGUGGAAAGGGUUUUACCCAGAAGCAUACUUUGCUGGUUCACCAGCACACGCACACUGGCGAAAAGCCAUUUGUCUGCACCGUAUGCUCCAAAGCACUCUCCACCAAACACUCCCUACAAGAGCACAUGAACCUCCAUAAAGAAGACAAAUCCUUCAGCUGUGAUAAAUGUGGAAAGACGUUCACUCAGAAGAGGCAACUUCGAAGCCAUUACAGAGUUCAUACAGGCAAAUCUUUGCCAGAAUGUGCUAAGUGUCAUCACAAGUUUAUGGACACAGCUCAGCUGAAAAAGCACCUGAGAACUCAUACAGGGGAGAAGCCUUUCACUUGUGAGAUUUGUGGAAAGUGUUUUUCAGCCAAAAGCACUCUGCAGACUCAUAUCAGAAUUCACAGAGGGGAGAAGCCAUACGACUGCAGCAUCUGCAACAAAUCCUUCUCAGACCCUAGUGCGAGACGCCGACAUGUCGCCUCCCACUCAGGGAAGAAACCCUUCACAUGCUCUUUCUGUGGCCUGUCGUUUACCCGCCUGGACAAUCUGAACACACACACCAAGUCUCACAACAAGGAGAGAGCUGCGACAACUAAAGUCUCAUUAGAUUCUCCGCAUGCCACAGAGCCACCAGAGGAGGAGGAGGUACACAACAUCCUGCAGCUGCAGCCGUACCAGCUGCCCUCCACCUCUGAACAGGAGAUCCAGCUGGUGGUGACGGGAGACGUGGACAACAUUAACUUUGCGCCGGGGCAGAACCAGGAGAUCAGCAUCAUCACCACCGAGGGGGAAGCGGCAGAAUCGUUACACUCCAGACUCACCCUCCUCACCCAGUCGUCGGGAAACGUGCAGAACGUGGCUUUGGUGACUCAGGGCGGUGUGGUGGACCAGAGCCCUCAGAUUCAGACUAUCAGUUUGCUGCAGGGCCAGAUGAACCACCAGCCGGAGCAGAUGCACGUUCUCACGCUCAGUAAAGAGGCGAUGGAGCAGCUACAGGCCCAGCACAAUGCCCCGCACACCCUUCAGAUAGCACAACGGGCGGGCCAGCAGCUGCAGGUGACGCACCAGCCCGUCCAGCAGCUCGCUGUGGGCAGGGAGCACACACACAGCCAGGCCAUUCACAUCAGCAGCGAGAGCAGCCAGCCCAUCUCCAUCAGCCAGACCAGCGAGCAGAUAUCCAGCCACCACAUCCAGGGACAGACGUUCCAGAUCCAGGCAGGGACCGUCUCCUACCUGUACACCACCGGGCUGCCGCAGGAGAGCUGAGGGUGGGCCAGAGCUGCCAAAUGAUAAUGCUGCUACGCCACAGUGUUUGGGUGGUGUGCAUGCGACGUGCCGACCUUGGCGCGGAGCAGCUUCCUCGUGGCGCUGCUCUCCGCCUGGCAGCAGGCCAACACCUUCCUGGCGGCCUCCAGCUCCUCCUGCAGGACAACCACCUCCUCCUCUGAUGUCAUCUUCACUCGGAGGGCCGCGCUGCGACAGCUAACCUCCCUCUGGGAACGAUGGAAAACGUUAUAAU